AUGUACAAAGAAUGGAUGUCAGCUGAUAGGAUGUUAGUAGAAUAUAUAAAAGGGGUCGAUGAGUGUCUUAAAUUUAGUUUGGAUCAUGCCAAAGAUCCAAACUAUAUUUGUUGUCCUUGUAGUAAGUGUGCAAAUAUGAAAAAGAUGACUGCCACAAUAAUAAAAGAGCACUUAUAUUUCCACGGGAUAGACAAAAGUUAUAAAAUAUGGUAUUGGCAUGGUGAAGAGCUUCAUGUUACUCCGGACCCUCCUAUGAUGAAUGAAGAUCGGAAUUAUAGGCAAUUGGAUCGUGAGGAUAAUUUAGAUGAAAUGAUUGACGAUGCAUAUUAUGAAUCAGAAGUAGAUCCCAUUAAGUUUGAAAAUCUUCUUAAUGACGCUGAAAAGCCGAUUUACUCUGGUUGCACUAAAUUUUCAAAGUUGUCAGCCCUUCUUAGAUUGUACAAUAUAAAAGCCAAAAAUGGAUGGAGUGAUAAGAGUUUCACGGAAUUGUUAGUUUUUUUGAAAGAUUUACUGCCUGAAGAAAACGAGAUGCCCCCAUCAUUUUACGAGGCUAAGAAAACUAUGUGCUCAAUAGGCUUGCAAUAUGAAAAAAUACAUGCUUGUCCUAAUAAUUGCGUAUUAUAUCGGAAUAGCCUUGUAGAUGCGAAUUCGUGUCCUACUUGUGGUGUGUCCAGAUGGCAAAAGAAAAGGAAUUUAGAGGAAGUUAAGGAAGGAGUACCAGCAAAAGUUUUGUGGUAUAUUCCUCCAAUUCCUCGUUUGAUUCGAUUUUAUCGAAAUGUUGAUCAUGCUAAGAAUUUGACUUGGCAUGCAAAUGAGAUAAUAAAGGACGGUAGACUUAGACAUCCUGCUGACUCACCAGCGUGGAAGACAGUGGAUUUUGAAUGGCCUUCAUUUGCCAAUGAACCUAGAAAUAUUCGUCUAGCUCUUUCUACGGAUGGAAUUAAUCCUCAUACUUCUCUCAGUAGUAAGUAUAGUUGUUGGCCUGUUAUGCUAGUCAUAUAUAAUUUACCGCCAUGGCUUUGUAUGAAAAGGAAGUUUACCUUACUGACCUUGCUGAUAUCUGGACCUAAACAACCUGAUAACGAUAUUGACGUCUACUUAGCUCCCCUAAUUGAUGACUUGAAAACUUUAUGGAAUGAAGGAGUUAGGGCUUAUGAUGCAUACCGAAAAGAAGAAUUUACCCUUUGA
Molecule: messenger RNA, 1188 nt
Organism: Humulus lupulus (European hop)
Lineage: Eukaryota; Viridiplantae; Streptophyta; Magnoliopsida; Rosales; Cannabaceae
Exons: 1
Coding region: 1-1188 (395 amino acids)
Source: RefSeq, a predicted model, not a curated record